CGGCGGGCGGGGCGGGGCGGAGCGGCGGGCAGGUUGCUGUUGUUACAUAGGAAACAGCUGAAGAGUCUCCACAUGACAGGGGGGGAAGGAGGAAGUGGGGCGACCCGCGGGGUGCCGCUGCCGCUCCGGUAGCUGCGGGGCUCGGGCAGCGGCAGCCGACGGGGAGAGCCCUUCCCGCGACGUGCGGGCUGGCCGCCCUCGGGGGCGGGCUUGCACUCCGGUGCUGCCGCUGAGAGGAGGCGGGUGAGCGGGCAGAGAGCGGGGGAGCGCCCCGCCGGGCCGCGGCGUCUCGCUGGGGAAGUUCGGUCCGGGGCGGUAUCCCGCCUCCUUCCCUCGGGCCUCCCGCCGGCUGCGGCGGUGGCGCCGGGCAUGAACGGCUUCGCCCCCGAGGAGGUGACCCAGCGCGGGGCGGACCCUGCCGCCGCCGCCGCCGCGGUGGUGGGCAAUGCGGGCUCCGCCGUGGAGGUGCCGCCGCCGCCGCCAGCGCCGCCCGGGCUGGGUCCGGCCGUAGCCGUCGCCGCGGGUUCGGUGGGCGCCGGGGGUGCGGGCGGCCCCGGGGCUGGGCAGCUGUGCUGUCUGCGGGAGGAGGGGGAACGGUGCGGCCGCGCUGCCGGCAACGCCAGCUUCAGCAAGCGGAUCCAGAAGAGCAUCUCGCAGAAGAAGGUGAAGAUCGAGCUGGACAAGAGCGCAAGACAUCUGUAUAUUUGUGACUUCCACAAAAACUUAAUUCAGAGUGUGAGAAAUAGAAGAAAGAGGAAAGGCAGCGAUGAUGAUGGUGACUCACCCGUGCAAGACAUCGACACUCCAGAGGUUGAUUUAUAUCAGUUACAAGUAAACACACUUCGAAGGUACAAAAGACACUUCAAGCUACAGACCAGACCAGGACUUAACAAAGCACAGCUCGUUGAAAUAAUUGGCUGCCACUUUAGGACAAUUCCAGUGAAUGAAAAGGACACCUUAGCAUAUUUCAUCUACUCGGUGAAGAAUGAAAAGAACAAGCCAGAUCUAAAAAUGGAUAGUGGGGUUCAUUAGACGGAAAAGGCUGGGACUGAGGCUCAGGCUGCAAAUCAAAAGACUGAGGUUUUGUUGAUAUGCAGAAGCUUUCUUUGUAACUUUUUCUCCCCAGAGACUUUGUGUCUGUUUUAUUUUUCAUAACCUUGCUGAUUUGUUUGAAAACCAUCUCUUAUAAAACAAAUUUCCUCAGCAAAAGUAUUUUAAAUAAAUAUCACUGAUACUGUUACUCGAGUGGAUGUGUCUGUAACUUAUUGAGUUACUCGUACCUAAUAGUUAAGCUUUGACUAACUAUGUAAUAAUAUUAAAAUAUUUUUCAAUUAAAGUGUGCCGAGGAUAUAUUUAUGGAUGUACUUCAAGUUCUCAUGAUGAGAUGCCUUUAAAAAAAAAACCCCAAAUCUGUAGCAGACUUGGCAAUAGGUUCUUUUUCCUAAGGUAAAAGGCUUUAAAUGACAGUUCAGUUGUUAGCUGGGCAGAAAUGGUUGAAUAACAUUUUAUUUUUCCUCUUGAAACAAGAAUUGAGGGGGGCUUUUCUGAUGUGUGUAUUCAUCUUGUCACUGCUGGGAUAUGUGCUUCCAAGCACUGAGUCCGCCUUGCUCCUAUGUUAAAAUGGGGAAAAAAAUGCAGCUCUCAAAUUUCAAAGCUGUAAGUGGGAUGAAAAGACUGCUGUGGCUUACUGUGCCGAGAAAUCCUUCCACUCGGGAAGAAAUCCUUUAGCUGCUGACUUUUCCAUUCAUCUACAUAGGCUGCUGCUAGGAACUUAAUUGGAGAAUGGAAAACGGAGUCUGUGCUGGGUCAAUACAGUAUCUUCUAAUAGGCAUACUGUUUCUUUUUCAUUGCAUGCAUUAGCUCAGGCCCGUU
Messenger RNA from Strigops habroptila (Kakapo), 1872 nucleotides. RefSeq names its product Sin3A associated protein 30 (gene SAP30). Bases 370 to 1032 code for a protein of 220 amino acids. Gene Ontology annotation, molecular function: transcription coregulator activity; protein binding. The transcript is spliced from 4 exons. Gene Ontology annotation, biological process: regulation of DNA-templated transcription. The record is from RefSeq and is a predicted model, not a curated record. Gene Ontology annotation, cellular component: histone deacetylase complex. NCBI's taxonomy places the organism in Eukaryota, Metazoa, Chordata, Aves, Psittaciformes, Psittacidae.